UCACCCAGCCGGCAAUUGUCAACGUGACACAUUUUGAUAUAAACAGGACGUUUUCUUAGCAAACUUGCGCUUCAAUUCCGUUAUGGCUCCAAUCAAAAAUUUAUCUGCAGCACCCGGCGUUAAUGCGAUUCUCCUGGGGCCUCCCGGAUCAGGGAAAGGGACACAGGCUCCACUACUUGCAGAAAAAUAUUAUGCAUGUCAUUUAUCAACAGGUGACAUGCUAAGAGCUGUUGUGUCAUCAGGGUCUGAGCUAGGAAAGAGAGUGAAGCAGGUCAUGGACGCAGGAAAGUUGGUUUCAGAUGACCUCGUGGUUGAGAUGAUCGAUGAUAACCUGAACAAGCCGGAGUGUAGCCGGGGAUUUCUGCUGGAUGGUUUUCCCCGCACAGUAAAUCAGGCAGAGGCUCUAGACCAGUUGUUACAAAAACGAAAGACAACCUUGAACUCAGUUAUUGAGUUCAAGAUAGAUGAUUCUCUCCUGGUUAAGCGAAUCUGCGGGCGUCUAAUACACAAAUCUAGUGGGCGUUCGUACCAUGUGGAAUUUGCACCCCCAAAAAAGCCCAUGACAGAUGAUGUAACAGGUGAGCCUCUUAUGCGUCGCUCAGAUGACAAUGAGGAGGCUUUGAAGACUCGAUUGAAGUCCUACCAUGACCAAACUCGUCCACUUGUGAACUACUACAGUAAGCGCGGCAUCCACACCGCUGUCGACGCAUCACAGAAACCAGCCACAGUGUUUGAAGCCAUCAGGUUGGCCUUUGAAAGGACUGCUGGAGUGCGCUUGAGGUCUAGCAAUUAGUUAUAACUCUUCCUUUUUUUGUUGGGAUUUCACACCGCUGUCGACGCAUCACAGAAACCAGCCACAGUGUUUGAAGCCAUCAGGUUGGCCUUUGAAAGGACUGCUGGAGUGCGCUUGAGGUCUAGCAAUUAGUUAUAACUCUUCCUUUUUUUGUUGGGAUUUCACCAAAUGCAAUGACUGUACUUACAUUCUUUUCAAUUUAUGAAAUGAUUCUUUUGCAGAUUUAUCAAUUGGAAUAUUUAUUUGCAAACAUAUUUUUAAUGAAUGUAAUUAGAUAUUUUUAGGAAUAUUUAAGAACAUACCAUUUUUUGUUUUACUUGUCUUUGUAUAUUCAUAAUUUCAACCAGGUUGUUUUCAUUGAAACCAUUCUUAUAAAAUGUGACUGAUUAUAAAUGCAGCUUUAAACCAUCUUUGCUGACUAAUUUAAAUAUUUGGAAAUACUAUUGAACUGUAUUUGUACCAAAUUCAUUUUUUGUAAUAUGUUUUGUCUGGUACAAAAUUGUGAAUAUUAUAAUAUGUUUAUUGUUGGUUGUUUGAAGGUACACAAGUCAUGUAGAAGCGAAUGUUAAAACAAUUAUUAUUAAUCAUUUAACUAGGCAUCUUUUUAACAAUUCAUUUGUUUCAUACAAGUCAUGAAGCUUUAAGAAAGACAAAUUAUCAAAGUAGAAUUCUAAGAAAGUGAGUAUUAUUUGUUCUUAGGCCUAAAAAAAAAAUAUGUCUGUUUCGGGUAACCCGACCCAUAGCUAUAAAAAUACGCCGACCCUAACUAUUUUUUUCCGUUUCUGAGCAAAAAAAAUAUUCGUUAGCGAAUAGAGAGUUACAAAGGGCGGAUAAAUGCAGAUUUUAAUCAGAAUUAUUGUUUAUAUGACAAAACAAAGUCAGGCAAUGACAGUAAUGUAGGAAAGACUGCCGUGUGCAAGAAAACACUCUGAACUUACGACAGAUUUUGAAAGAAAAAAUAAAAAAAUCCCUACCUACCCUACAUAGAAAUUUUGGGAAGGUUACCCUAAACAAACAAUUUAUUUGUUUUGUUUUUUUGGCCUUACCAACCUCAGGACUGGUCUUUGCCUAACAUUCCUUCCCAUAUAUUCAUUGUUUAACCUGAGAUAUUAUAAAGUAUUCUCAUUUGCUCAUGUUAAAAUUCCCAUACAUACUAGUAGUUAUAGUACUGUUGAAGAUUGUUAUGUUUGUAAGAUCAUCACAUUUAAAGUGACACUCUUAUUCAAAAUGAAUAUACAUGUAUAACAAACAUCAAUUUUGACUGAUAACUUACUUAAUAAUGUAUUUAUGGAACAUACUCAUUACUGAUAAAAAGAUUGUAACCGUGUAUUUAAUAGUAGAAAGAGCAAAAUAUUAAAUGAUUAGUAAAUGCUUAAAGAUUUACUGUUGUCUAUUAUAGUCUCAUUAGGUAGAAAUACCGUGUUUUAUGCUCAUUUCUUUCAAAUUAAACUCAGUAUCCUUCAUAAGAACCAUUUUUUUUUAGCUCACCUGUCACAUAGUGACAAGGUGAGCUUUUGUGAUCACAAUUUGUCCGGCGUCCGUCCGGCGUCCGUCCGUAAACUUUUACUUUAAACGACAUCUCCUCAUAAACCGCUUAGCCAAUUUCAUCCAAACUUCACAGGAAUGUUCCUUGGGUGGUCCCCUUUGAAAAUUGUUCAAAGAAUUGAAUUCCAUGCAGAACUCUGGUUGCCAUGGCAAUGGAAAGGAAAAACUUUAAAAAUCUUCUUCUCCAAAACCACAAGGCCUAGAGCCUUAAUAUUUGGUAUAUAGCAUCAUCUAGUGGUCCUCUACCAAAAUUGUUAAAACUAUCCCCCUGGGGUCAAAAAUGGCCCCGCUCCGGGGGUCACUUGUUUUACAUAGACUUAUAUAGGGAAAACUUUAAAAAUCUUCUUCUCAAAAACCACAAGGCCUAGAACCUUGAAAAUUGGUAUGUGUCAUCAUGUAGUGGUCCUCUACAAAAUUUGUUGAAAUUAUUCUCCUGGGGUCAAAAAUGGCCCCGCCCCAGGGGUCACUAGUUUUAUUACAUAGUGUUAUAUAGUAAAUCUUUAAAAAUCUUCUUCUCCGAAACUGCCCAGGGCUUAGAUAUUUGGUAUACAGCAUCAUCUAGUAUACCUCUACCAGAUUUGUUCAAAUUAUUGCCACAGGGUCAAAAUUGACCCGGCCUAGGGGGUCCUUGUUUUUACGUAGUGUUAUAUAGUAAAUCUUUAAAAAUAUUCUUCUCCAGAACCGUAAGGCCAGGAGCUUAGAUAUUUGGUAUACAACAUCAUCUUGUGGAUCUAUAACAAAGUUGUUCAAAUUAUUGCCACAGGGUCAAAAUUGGUCCCGCCCUGAAAGUUUGUUUUUAUAUAGUCCUAUAUAAUAAAACUUUAAAAAUCCUCUUCUCCAAAAUAUAAGACCUAGGGGUUUCAUAUUUGGUAUAUAGUGUUACCUAGUGGACCUACACCAAAGGUAUUCAAAUUAUUGUCCCGGGGUCAAAUUGUCCUUGCUCAGGGGUCAUUUGUUUUUACAUUGUCUUGUCACUUAAACAUCUUUUCCUCUGUAAGUAAAGGUCAGAAUGACUCCAUACUUGAUAUGUAGCAUCCUUACAUGGUCCUCUCUCAACUUUGUUCAAAUGGUUUUGUUUGGCCCCUUUUAGGGGUCACCAGAGCAAAAAAUAGAAAAACCUUUAAACAACUUGAUCUUAUUAACUGCUUGAUGGAUCUUCAAGUUUGAAGCAUCCUAGCAUGGGCCUCUGUCAGGUCUUUUCAAAUAAUUUUAUUUGGCCCCUUUUAAGAACCAGAGCUAAAAUUAGUAAAAAAAAACUUAACAUUUUCUUCGCAUGAACCCCUUGAUAGAGCUUCAGCAAAUUUGGUUUGAAGUGUCCUUGCAUGGACCUCUCUUAAAUUUGUUCACAUAAUUUUGUUUGGCCCGGUUGCCAUGGCAACCUAAAGGAAAAUCUCAACAAUUGGUUAUGAUCAUCUUCUUCUCCUAAACCGCUUUGACAAUUUUGAUGAAACAUCAUAGGAAUGAUCCUUGGUUGGUGCUUUUUCAAAAUUGUUGAAAGAAAUUAAUUCCAUGUAGAACUCUGGUUGACAUGGCAACCUAAAGGAAAAGUGUCAACAAUUGGUUACAAUCAUCUUCUCCUAAACCGCUUGGACAAUUUUGAUGAAACUUCAUAGGAAUGAUCCUUGGUUGGUGCUUUUUCAAAAUUGUUCAAAAAAAUUAAUUCCAUGCAGAACUCUGGUUGCCAUGGCAACCUGAAGGAAAAUAUAGGCUGUCGUGUCCGCGCUGUGACUUUCUCUUAUAUGGACAGAUUUUAAAAUGACUUGCCAUAUGUUUUCGACAUACCAAGACAACGUGUCGUGUGCAAGACCCAUGUCCCUACCUCUAAGGUGAAAGAUACACUAAGUGUUUAUUCACAAUGGAAUGCUGAAUAUGAGGACAUAAAGAGUGUUGGCUGUCAUUUAGUAUGAUUGUUUUUUUUUCUAUGCUCAGAGGUAAUUUAAUAUAACUUGCAAUAUGUAUUUGACACAUAAAGGCAAGAUCAACUUUUUAUGUACUUGUUCAUAGAUCAAUGUCACAUUGGAAGGCAUUUGUCACAUACUUUGACAGCUCUUGUUCAAUAUUCUUUGAGAAACAAGCUAUAUUAAUAACAAAGGUUAAACUCUUGUACUCAGGUGAGCGAUUUAGGGCCAUCAUGGCCCUCUUGUUUACAUUUAUUUGUCCUUUUGGGAAUUUUAAACCAAUUUUAUUAAUUUUGGUAAAUCUUGUUUGGGAGUAAGAGUGCAUCUUUGAAUGAGAACGAUUGUGGUACUUAUAUGUUCAGCCAGUGAUCAAUGAUGAAGUGAUUAUACUUUUAAAUGGAAAAGGUAAACCUCUUACUCUAGUUCUUAACUGCUUGGCAUUUAAACUUUCAAUAAGCUCUGAUAUAUAAAAUCAAACUUACACAUGCCCUGAAAGUAUAUUACAUGUGCAUAGCACAAAGGCUUGUGGGCAUUGUGACAUCUGUUUCACAACCGUAUUCAUUGUAGUGUGGUUAUAUUGUAUUAUAUUUUGUCUCAUGGUUAUGCAGGCUGGAUAUUAUUUGUAUCUAAAGGCUUUAUGCCAAAAGAGGUAACUUAAUUUUGGACAUUACUUUAUAUGGAUUGUUAUAAUCUUAAGUCAUGUAAAGAUAAAAUAACAAAUAAGGUUCAUUGUUUAGUUAACAACAAUAACUAAUGUGUUUGUAUUAAUUUUAUAUUAUAUAUAAAAUGCCUUAGCUAUUAUGACAAAGAUUGCUCUUGCUUAAGUUACAUUAACAUUAUAAUGGUAAUAUAAUAUUGAUUUCAUGAAAGACAUUUUGCUGUGACAAAAAAAUUGGGGUUACUUUUUAGAAUAUUAGUACUUAAAGCUGCACUCUCACAGAUUGACCGUCUUAUAUCACUGGUUCUCAGACAUUUACGCAAAAAUUGGCUCAUUCUAAGACAAAAAAUAAAAGAUGUUGUCAAACAGUAUAUCUGUGAGAGUGGAGAUUUAAAAAUCUUCAAUAUACAAGAGAUACAUGUAAUUCUGGUAAUUUGGUAACUUAAACAAUUGCAAGCUUACUUCAGCUUACUCAUUGCACUGUGUGUGGUUUAUAUUGAAUAGAAUAUUUUUGUAAUGCCUUUUCUCAUAAACUAGAUGUCCCUAUGUUUGUUCCAAAGAUGUGUAUUGCUGUUGAUAGUGGAUAUAAAUGCAAACUGUUCUACACUGGGGUUUUAGACAGGUUUUUUUAAAAAAAUGGACCGGGUGCUUGGGUGGAAAGGGCAUAUUGUAUAGCGCUGUCAAUUAUUUGAAAAUUAUGAAUUUGAUAGAAAAUGAUAAUUAUGUGUUUUUAUUGUGUUAAUAUGAGGUUUCAUUUGCCAACUAUGUCAAGUUUGUUUGUAUCAUAAUCAUAUUAUAAGUUUUAAUUGAAACAAUAAAUAUAUUUGUCAGUCUUAAGCAUUUAAUUCUAUGAUGGAAAUAUUUGUCAGUCUUAAGCAUUUAACUAUAUGAUGGAAAUAUUUGUCAGUCUUAAGCAUUUAACUAUAUGAUGGAAAUAUUUGUCAGUCUUAAGCAUUUAACUAUAUGAUGGAAAUAUUUGUCAGUCUUAAGCAAUUAAUUCUAUGAUGGAACUUUUUUUUAGUCUUAAGCAUUUAAUUCUAUGAAGGUAGAGGGGUACACAUGCUGGCCUUCAUGAGUACCGAAUGAAGCUACCAACUAAAGAGCAAGGUGCAAAACCCUUUCAUAAGCCUUUAACUAAAACACAAAUUUUAUACAUCAUAUUUUAGUGCGACACUUUACAACUUUUAUAACAUCAUUUGAUUCAAUAUCAUACGGUUUCUGCGGGAGAUUCUAAGAUUAAAACGUCAGCUUUUUAUAAGCAUCCACUUAAUUGCUGCCACAGAAAUAGAUUCAACUUUCUAUACCAUCAUGAUAAUAAAAUAGGAAAACCUGCAGACUAUGUAGAAAUUUGGAUUUGUAUCACAUUCUCGAUUGUAUAUCUCUAGCAUAUAUUUGCAAGUGAUCUGUAGUGUGUAAAAAGGAGGAAAUAAACAAAUGCAUAUAUA
Molecule: messenger RNA, 6339 nt
Organism: Mya arenaria
Lineage: Eukaryota; Metazoa; Mollusca; Bivalvia; Myida; Myidae
Product: adenylate kinase-like
Exons: 6
Coding region: 83-793 (236 amino acids)
Biological process (GO): ADP biosynthetic process
Cellular component (GO): cytoplasm; mitochondrion
Molecular function (GO): ATP binding; AMP kinase activity
Source: RefSeq, a predicted model, not a curated record